Messenger RNA from Phytophthora nicotianae INRA-310, 2179 nucleotides. RefSeq lists its product as hypothetical. Lineage: Eukaryota; Oomycota; Peronosporomycetes; Peronosporales; Peronosporaceae. The record is from RefSeq and is a predicted model, not a curated record. The coding region runs from base 149 to 2080 and encodes 643 amino acids. The transcript has a single exon.
AGGCUGCGCAUAAAUAGAGCACUUUCGCCAGUUUGGAGUCCAAACUUUGGACAGACCGACGAGUCUCGAGAAACUCCUUGUCAGCUGCACGAAGAUCCCUCGCUGCACAUAGUUUACUGAAACCAAGUACAGAGGGGAAGAAGAACCAAUGGAGACCAGCAUCGGCAGCAGCGUCAGAGUGUUUGACGGCACCACGGACUUCCGCGUGUGGAGAGCGCGGGUGGAGAACGAACUCAUGCGCUACCACUUGCUGGGCUACGUGAUGGUGCGCGGUUACGACGGGAGUCAGUCGUUCACGUACAACGGGGAGGAAGUGCCACCCCGAACGCUAGUAAUCCACGUGGACGAUGAGCAGCAGCAAUCAAUGAUCAAGGAGGAAACUUCUGGUAGUCGCAACACUGCGAUUCAGCGGGGACGACUCAGUCGAUGGGACGUCCUGGGGGAAAGUGCCGAGGCCAAGGGAAUCUUGCAACGCUAUUUGCAUCCGGACGUGGAGGCGGCGAUCCUCAACAAGAACAUUUACGACAGCUGGAAGAUGCUUUGUGCGCUUUAUGACAACCGCAGCAACCCUGGAGCUCAUGACGUGUACGAGAUGCACCGAGUGCUGCACCACAUUCGACUUGGUGACAAGAAAGCAGAGCCUGUGAGGGAGUUUAUCACGCGGUGGGAUAUGCUCAUGCAGCAAUAUGCGGUGGCGACGGGGAUCGAGCUGACCGACGCGUUUCGCUCCGUGUCACUGACACAAACGCUUCCUAGUGCAUGGAGGUCCAUGGUGGCGUCAUGGAGGGGGAUCAGACCAUUUGUACCGUAUGCGGAACUCAUGGAAAAAGUGGUUGCAUCACGGGAACGACUGCAAACACAGACAGAGCCAGCAAGUGUUCCGAAUGCCCUAGUAAAAGCUACAAGCAGCUCUUCCAACAGUUCAACGGACGUGCAAACUCCUCAAUCGGCAGAGAAGUCAACGGAUAAACCUGCGGCAGUAAAACCUGUAGCUCAACCUAUCGCCAAGCCUUCAGAGAAGACAGUAGAUACCUCAGCUAGCAAACCAGCAGACAAGCAAACGUCCAAACCAGUGAGUAAACCCGUUGAAAAGCCAGCAGAACAGCGCGCAGCAGAGGCGCCAAAAACUACCACAGCGAAUCCGAGCAAGACAAUUCCAUCGCCUAUUGAUGUGACUAGUGCAACUGACAACACUGUCGACUUAACGAGUGGGGAGAUACCAACGACUUCAGCAAAAAGCAAGAGCCCAACUAACACUCAAUCACUUGACGAUAACAGCAACACUCCCACGGAGCGAACGGAGAAAGCUCCUACUCCUCGAUCAUCUAAAAGUCCGACGACGGACGAUGACAGACACGACAAGAGCGACAGCUACGAGAAACGUCACUCGCGUGAUAAAUACGACUCUGAGAGGGGAUACGACAAGUACGCAUCCUAUAACCGCUACGAGAAGUCUCCGCGCAAACCACGCAGUAGAUACGACAAGAAAUACGAUAGCUACGAUCGCUUCGACAACUCCGGGCCCGUCUCGUGCUUCUACUGCCUCAAAGUGGGGCACCACAUGAAGCGCUGUUGGUACUUGAAAGCCGACAUUGAGAACGGCACGACCCACGAUCUGCACAAGAAGUUUUCGUGCGCUGUGACAAUCGACAGAAGUCAGUACAUGGUGCACUGCCUUGAAGCGUAUAUCGACGAGGUGAAUCGGGAGCGGGCAGCGUACGGGGCUUCGACGUCAAAGACAACCACGCCGCGGAGUCACGGCGACUACAACGUCGCUGAGAGUGUGGGACGCAACUACCGUCCGCAACAGCAGGAGUUCGUGCCACCACCACCGCCUGGUCAACCGCCAGCCUACGCGUUUCGAGAGCAGCAACAAUCCUCGAGUGCAACCACAGGCACUGACUACCGCAAGCGCUCGCACAGCGUGUUUCAGACCACCGAGAGCCGCGUUUCGUCGCGUGACCCGCGUCUUAAUCGGUCUAAUAGCGUCUAUCGAUCCACGGACGUCGGCGAGGACUUUUCUCCGCGGAAACGAGCUCGCACUCCGUCGUUCGAGCGGCAACGUCAAGCCUAUUAUUGAGCGGGUCAGUGGUGCGACUGAUGAGAUGGCUUCGCCUCAGAUUUCUCAGAUUGAAAGCGCCUUGUGAUUGGUUAAAUCAAUUCGUACUUAUCAGUAACA